Molecule: messenger RNA, 1710 nt
Organism: Fulvia fulva
Lineage: Eukaryota; Fungi; Ascomycota; Dothideomycetes; Mycosphaerellales; Mycosphaerellaceae
Product: Acyltransferase sidL
Exons: 2
Coding region: 1-1710 (569 amino acids)
Biological process (GO): siderophore biosynthetic process
Source: RefSeq, a predicted model, not a curated record
AUGGCGCCGGCGAUAGUCCACCUCCCCAACCGUCAGACGUUGAGCGUGACACCCGUCUUUGGCGGGCUGUACUUCAAAGCGAACGACCUGAGUGCACACCGUAGUGUCUUCCCUCCCGGCUGGACCAUCAUCUUGAAUAGCGAAGACGACGACGACGACGACGACGACGACGACCACAAACCAUUACCGGGUGCCGCGACCACCCACGAUACUUCUGCCGACAGAAGUGCAACGGAAGGCGUGCCCAAGGCAAGACACAUACACCGAUUCAAGCGACCAACUUUGAGAAACGACCACCUCUUCAUCUCCUCCAUCUCGAACCCGGCCAGCAAUGACUUCCGUCCGGCCACGAGCCCGACGCGGCAGAUCGCGAUGAUGCUGUGGGCGACACUGUAUUGGUACUUUCACCAGCAAGAGCCCGAACCACAACUCCGCAAUGCUACCUCCGAGUCGACGCCUGACGCAGGAAAGCCAAAGGGAGAGUGGAGGAUCAACAUCAACAGAGAGGGCAUCUUCACCAGCAAGCACUUGCUGCCCAAGAUGGAGCGCAUGGGCCUGAUCGCAUCCGAGGACAGCACAGUAGGCCUCGACCCGGAGGAUGGCACCAAGAACCAGAGCGAAGGUUGGACACAGAUGUUCGUCUCGAGGCGCUCUUUCUGGCAGCUUGAUCCAAGAGUCUACCUCUUCACGCUUGCUCCACUGCAGACGAACUCGCCAUACCCUGCAAUGAGUCCUGCUGGCAGUCGUCCAGCCAGUCCUGUCAGAAACAGUCAGAUUCACGAAGAACGCUCAAGUACGCCAUUGGGCUUGCAGGCCACAGCACAGUCUGCUCUGGGCGCGGGCCAUCGCGCAAGCACGCCCCCGGGGCCCUUUCACUCAUCCUCCCAUCUUCCGACAUUCUACCCACCUCCACCUUGUCAAUACACCUCCACGAACAAUAUGCGCCAUCCGAUAAGACCGAAGCCUCCACGACAGGGCGAGACCUUCUACACGCGCUAUGUUCCCAGUCUGGGACAAUACCUCAGCUUUCGAGUAGCCUCCCUUAGCAAGCGGCCCAUCGUGUACAGGGGACCUUUCUCCCAGCAUGAUGGCGCAGACCCGAUGCAGUCCGGGAGGGAUAUUUCGCGUGCUACCGCCAGUUACUCCGCGCCAAAGGUGCCGACAAUCGGCGACCUCACCGUUGAAGAACGUGAUUCCGACACGGCCCGCAUGACUGACGUCGAGAUUCUGCACAAGUGGAUGAACGAUCCUCGCGUGUCCCAUUCGUGGGGUGAACAGGGUCCCAUCGAACACCAGGAACAGUUUUUGAAGCACGGCUUGACGUCGAGGCAUUCUAUGCCCGUCAUUGGCUGCUUCGACGGCAAGCCGUUCGGCUUCUUCGAGAUAUACUGGGUCAAAGAAGACCGCCUAGCGCAGUAUCUUGGCGGUGAGGUGGCCGAUUGGGAUCGUGGUCUCCACGUUCUUGUUGGUGAGCAGGAUUUCCGAGGGCCUCACCGGAUAAAGGUGUGGCUGAACGCACUACUGCAUUUCUGCUGGCUAUCUGACUCGAGGACUAACGUCGUGAUGAUGGAGCCGAGGGUUGAUAACGUGAAGCUCAGGAAGUAUUGUGAACAAGUUGGGUUUUAUAGAGAGAGGGAAGUGAGUCUGCCGCACAAGCAGAGCAAUUUGAUGAAGAUACGCAGAGAAGCCUGGGAAGCGCCGGCGUUAUGA